AAGAUAGCCUCAAAUAAUAUAACCUCAAAAAAGAUUAACCGCUUAAUUAUGCUAAAUGGAUUAUUUAAACAAAUUUCUAAACGAUAUUUUUGUAACAAACCCGCAACCACAACAAUCAUGAAAUAUUUAAACGUAGCCGAAAAAAACGACGCCGCUAAAAACAUAGCUGCUAUAUUAUCAAGAGGAAAUUCCACACGAAGAGAAGGUUUAUCGACGUAUAAUAAAAUUUACGAAUUCGACGCGACCGUAAACGGUCAACAAUCCCGAAUGGUUAUGACUUCGGUUUCAGGACACCUUUUAAACUACGCUUUCGCCUCAAGCUUUAAAAACUGGAAAUCGUGUAGCCCCUUAGCACUAUUUGACGCGCCUAUUUCAAAAAUUUGCCUCGAAGAUUACACCCGUAUUAAAAAAACGUUAGAACGAGAAAUCCGUAGUUGCCAAGGUUUAAUUAUUUGGACGGAUUGCGAUCGAGAAGGCGAAAACAUCGGGUUCGAAAUAAUCCAAGUUUGCACCCAAAUCAAGCUAAACCUGCGGAUUUUACGCGCGAAAUUCUCCGAAAUUACCGCUCAAUCGGUGUUUCGAGCCUUAAAUAAUUUGGGGGAACCAAAUAAGCGAGUAAGCGAUGCUGUUGAUGUUCGAAGCGAGCUCGAUUUACGAACGGGGGCUGCGUUUACGCGAUUACAAACUUUGCGUUUACAAAAAGUCUUUCCAAGACAUUUAGCUGAUAAAUUAAUUAGUUAUGGGUCGUGUCAAUUUCCUACUUUGGGGUUUGUUGUGGAUCGGUACAAAGCUAUCGAAGAUUUUAUCGCCGAAUUAUUUUGGAGGAUUAAAAUGAAUCACACUGUUAAAGAAUUAACGACCGAUUUUAAUUGGAAACGUGAUAGGUUGUUUGAUAAAAAUGCUGUUGAAGCUAUUUUAUCUAUUUGUAAAGAAAAUCCUUUGGCUAGGGUUGAAUCUGUUGAAAGUAAACCAAAAAGUAAAUGGAGGCCUUUACCUUUGGAUACAGUUGAAAUGGAAAAGAAUAUUUCGAGGAAAUUACGAAUAACAGCAAAGGAUGCGAUGAAAAUCGCCGAGAAAUUAUACACGCAAGGUUUUAUCAGUUACCCCAGAACUGAGACGAAUAUUUUCCCGAAAGAAUUAAAUUUAGCGACUUUAGUUGAAAUGCAAAGAGGGGAUACCCGAUGGGGGGGUUUCGCCGCAAGAAUAAUAGAAGAAGGGGGCCCCAACCCAAGAUAUGGAAAAAAAUCGGAUCAAGCUCACCCCCCAAUUCAUCCCACAAAACACGCCCCAAACCUCACCGGAAACGACCAACGCGUCUACGAAUACAUCGUAAGACACUUUUUAGCUUGCGUCAGCAAAGACGCCCUUGGCCAAGAAACAAUCGUCAACGUAGAUAUUUCCAAUGAAAAAUUCACCGCGAAAGGACUCGUAAUUUUAGAACGAAACUAUUUGGACGUUUACAUUUACGAGAAAUGGAACGCAAAAGAAAUUAACGAUUAUAAAAGAGGGGACACCUUCAAUCCGACCGAAUUAGACAUCGUGGAAGGGGUAACUUCGCCCCCAAAACUCCUCACCGAAGCCGAUUUAAUCGCUUUAAUGGAAAAACAUGGAAUUGGAACUGACGCGACCCAUGCGGAACAUAUCGACACGAUUAAAUCACGAGAUUAUGUAGGGUUACAACAAAAUACUUAUUUCGUUCCUGGUAUUUUAGGGAUGGGGUUAGUUGAGGGAUAUGAUAGUAUUGGUUUGGAAAUAUCAUUGGCGAAGCCUCAAUUGCGAGCUGAGUUUGAAAACGAUUUAAAAUUAAUUUGCGAGGGGCGAAAAGACCCAGAUGAAGUUAGAAGGGAUCAAAUUGCGAAAUAUAAGGCGAUUUAUGAGACGGUUAUGGAUAAAAUGAGGUGUAUUGAUAAUAGCCUCGCUAAUCGACUUAAUGAUCGCCCUGAGGAUUACCAAGAAGAACCCCGCGUCGAGUUUAAACCGGUUCUUAAAUGCCCAAAGUGUUUAAACGACAUGGUUCUUAAAGACAGGGUUAAUCAACAAGGGAAAUAUUUGAGUUGCGUCUCAUAUCCAGCUUGUAACAACGCCAUUUGGUUGUCUAGUAAUGUUGAAAGUGUUGAAGUUUUAGAUGAGACUUGUUUGGAUUGUGGCUCAAACGUUCACAAAUUAAAAAUGAAAUUCAAACAAAACAUUUUCCCCGGAUACCCAAACCCCCGAAUAUUAUGCAUAGGGGGUUGCGACGAAAACGUUUUAACCCCCUUAGACAUCAACAUAAAUAACGUGCGGAGGAGGAGCAUCUCAGAGAACAACGUAAUAACUCGAAACGUCGAAAACUUUUUUAAUAAUCAAAAUUAUCCUACAACUAAUAAUAAUAAUAAUAAUUCAUCAAGAAGAAGUAAAUCAAAAAACACCCGAACCUUUUUAAACACCUCAUCAGGUCGAAAUAAUUCAUUUUUAAACCCCGCGCCAGGUCCAUCAUCUUUGAAUCAAAACGAUGUUGAUGAAAACCUUCAAGUGUUAUGUACAUGUAAUGAAGAUGCCGUUUUACGCACGGUACAAAAAGACGGGCCAAAUAAAGGGAAACAAUUCUAUACGUGCCAAAAAAGUAGUUGCAAUUUCUUUUUAUGGGCCAACAACGACUCAUCGUCAUCGAGAACCUCACUAAACACCACCACAAACUUAAAUAAUCUAAAUAUUAAAUGUAACUGUGAUUUAGCCGCCGUUUUAAGAACGGUUAAUAAAGAAGGUCCGAAUAAAGGGAGGCAAUUUUAUACUUGCCCAAAACCGAUGGGCGAAAAUUGUAAUUAUUUUAAAUGGAGUGAUGAUGUUGGGGAUGGUCGUGGGGGUGAUGGUUGGGGUGGAGGUGGUGGUGGAGGAGGAGGAGGAGGACGUGGUGGU
Molecule: messenger RNA, 2895 nt
Organism: Onthophagus taurus
Lineage: Eukaryota; Metazoa; Arthropoda; Insecta; Coleoptera; Scarabaeidae
Source: RefSeq, a predicted model, not a curated record